CUGGUGCUGGUGCUGGUGCUGGUGGAGGAGGCAUGUGUACAGUAAUUCCCAAAGUUUCAUUUCCGGUGCGCGUUACGGAUGGAGUUCGUUUACUCUCUUUUUUUACUUUGCUUUUUUGUUUUGGCUUUUAGCUUUUAUGGUUUUAUCUUGUGUGGAGGAUGCAGCGGAUCGGAUGGAUGGAUGGAUCGGAUGGAUGGAUCGGAUGGAUGGUGGAAUCUGGGGUUUUGUUGCUCUCCUUCUCUCCUUCUCUCCUUUUUUUUGCUUUGUGUUUUUGUGUGGUUUUAUAGCUUUGCUCUGCUCGUUGGAUGUGAUUUUUUGUGAGUGGUGAUGGUGGGGAGGGGAGGAUAAUUGUA
This is a messenger RNA of Tricharina praecox, 353 nucleotides long. RefSeq lists its product as uncharacterized. NCBI's taxonomy places the organism in Eukaryota, Fungi, Ascomycota, Pezizomycetes, Pezizales, Pyronemataceae. Bases 79 to 321 code for a protein of 80 amino acids. The transcript has a single exon. The record is from RefSeq and is a predicted model, not a curated record.